AACAAACUGUAAAGAAUGGUAGAAGACAUCACUCGCCGCACGAAUCGUGCAGGUUGCUCCACUAGUUUUGUGAAAUAGUUCCUCCAUAAUCAUUUAGGUCCAAUUGGAACAGUGAUGAUUGCUUGUGGUCUUUUGCCAGUCUCAGCAGGAGAUUUCAUGUCUGAUCUUGACGUUCAGAUCCCAACUGCCUUUGACCCCUUUGCCGAGGCGAAUGCUGGGGACGCUGGUGCAGCUGCCGGAUCAAAAGACUACGUUCAUGUACGCAUCCAGCAGCGUAAUGGUCGCAAGAGCCUGACCACUGUCCAGGGUCUGAAGAAGGAGUUCAGCUACAGCAAGAUCCUCAAAGACCUCAAGAAAGAGUUUUGCUGCAAUGGUACAGUUGUCCAGGACACAGAACUUGGACAGGUCAUUCAACUCCAGGGUGAUCAGAGGAAGAACGUCUCAAACUUCCUUGUCCAGGCCGGCAUUGUGAAGAAGGAACACAUCAAGAUUCAUGGUUUCUGAGCAACUGCCAGCUCCAUAUCAGAGUCUACAUGCAAAGCAGCUAUAUAUUGGUGGUGCAGUAUAUUUAGUUGUGUGCUAGCGCUAGCAGGCGUUACCAGCUUGCGCGCUCUGAGUAUACAGAAAAUCUAGCAUAGCCCACCUCUCUGCGUGUAUGCUUGUUACCGUUGUGUUGAAACUUUGUAAGGAGCACCAUCUUUAGAUGGCUUGUUACCCUCUCCCAUCAAGGUUGAAUAAUAUAUGCUUUGUUAAGCGUGGUA
This is a messenger RNA of Triticum aestivum (bread wheat), 761 nucleotides long. RefSeq names its product protein translation factor SUI1 homolog. The record is from RefSeq and is a predicted model, not a curated record. Gene Ontology annotation, molecular function: translation initiation factor activity. Gene Ontology annotation, biological process: translational initiation. NCBI's taxonomy places the organism in Eukaryota, Viridiplantae, Streptophyta, Magnoliopsida, Poales, Poaceae.